AGGGACACAGGCCGCGCCUGUGGACAGCCGGUGCCGCCUCCCCUUAGGAGAGCCAGGUGGGUGCCGGGAGGGGCGCAGGCGGCAGGGCGGCCCCGAGGCUCUGGCGACGGCAGCCGGAGGACUCGGGGCGGGACCUCGGCAGGGGCAGCCAGCGCUGGGCACGCGAGGCCGGCCGGCGGCCGGGCCCAGCAGCAGGGCAGAGGGCCAGCAGGGCCCCGGGUGACGCCAGAGCGGGCUGGUUAGCCAGCGCUGCUGCGCCUCACGAGUCCGGAGCGUCCUCUGCUAGCCUGUGGAGCUGCGGCCCUCGGAGGACAGACGCUGUGCGCCCAACAGAGCCCCCGAGACCACGCUGCCCCCUUGGCUAGCGCCCUCGGGAGCCAGCCUGGGAUGGAGGGUGAAGGCGGCCCGCGAGGACGCAGCAGCGAUGACCUCGGGUCGCCGCCUGGAGGGCCACACCUGAAGGACAGUGAGGCCAGCUGCCCGCCUCCCGGCUCGUCGCCCAGGGGCGGGGCACCACCACCGCUUCCGCCGGGCCAUGGGGCCGUGCGUGCCGCCGCCGCUGCUGCUGCUGCUGCCAGCGCUGCUUUGCUGGGCCGAGGAGAGCGCGCAGUCACAGGCCGCGGCCUCGCCGCAGCCCGCCACGACGAAUGGGAGCCAGACGAGCGCGCCGCACAACAGCACGCAUGCGUGGCCUCCAGGCGCGCAGGGCUCGCCGCUGCUGCGCUCCUUCUACGUGCUCACGGGCUUCUGUGGCUUGGCGGCGCUCUACUUCCUCAUCCGGGCAUUCAGGUUGAAGAAACCACAACGGAGAAGGUAUGGGCUCCUGGCCAACACCGAGGACCCCACCGAGGUGGGCUCACUGGACAGUGGCGAUGAGGAGACGGUCUUUGAGACAAGGAACCUGAGAUGAUGCCGAAGGAGGCAGGCGUUCUGAUGGGCCACGGGGAAGGUGGAGAGACGGGCCAGCUGUCCUCAGGCUUUGGUGCUUCCCAGCACUCUGGUGGGAGCCUGUGCAGCCUGUCCAAAGCCGCCUCCAUCCCAGCCUGGAAGACCGGGCCUCCCCUCCCCAGAUGCUGCCCUAGCCUGGCAAAGGGAAGUAUGUUGAAGCCCAGGGACCCAGCAGCCACCUGGGACUCGUGAAGUCCCCAGCUUGACUUGUGCCACUCCCCUUCCUGCAUGGAGAUGUGGCAGCCCUGCACUGAGGCCUGGUGGCAGAUGGACUGAGGGGCAGUCUCAGCACCUUUCUGCUGGGCUGGGGACAAUAAAGGAGGCAUUGGCUGUGUGUC
Molecule: messenger RNA, 1286 nt
Organism: Sciurus carolinensis (gray squirrel)
Lineage: Eukaryota; Metazoa; Chordata; Mammalia; Rodentia; Sciuridae
Gene: Fam174c
Product: family with sequence similarity 174 member C
Exons: 5
Coding region: 536-910 (124 amino acids)
Cellular component (GO): extracellular region
Source: RefSeq, a predicted model, not a curated record